UUCGCCAUUUUAGCGGCUGGAGGUCGGCAGCGAGAGGAGAGGCAGAGCGAUUGCUGAGGGUUGCUGCCUCUGGACCGCUUGUAAAAUCUGGGGUUUCCCUCCCUCCCCUCGUCGCUCUGUUAUAAUUCGGGUAAAGUUUAAAAAUGCUGUCCAGGCUGUUCCGCAUGCAUGGGCUUUUUGUUGCCUCCCACCCUUGGGAAGUGAUUGUUGGAACAGUUACAAUCACGAUCUGCAUGAUGUCCAUGAAUAUGUUUACUGGCAAUAAUCAGAUUUGUGGAUGGAAUUUUGAAUGUCCAAAGAUUGAGGAGGAGAUAUUAAGUAGUGAUAUCAUAAUACUGACCAUCACGCGAUGCUUAGCAAUCUUGUACAUAUACUUCCAAUUCCAGAACCUCCGACAACUUGGUUCCAAGUAUAUGCUAGGGAUUGCUGGCCUCUUCACCAUUUUCUCCAGCUUUGUUUUUAGUACUGUUGUAAUUCAUUUUCUGGAUAAAGAACUAACUGGCCUCAAUGAAGCCUUGCCUUUCUUCUUGCUGCUUAUUGAUCUAUCGAAAGCCAGUGCCCUAGCCAAAUUUGCACUGAGCUCCAACUGCCAGGAUGAAGUAAGGGAAAAUAUUGCACGUGGAAUGGCCAUUCUGGGUCCCACUUUCACUCUUGAUGCUCUUGUGGAAUGCCUUGUGAUAGGUGUUGGUACUAUGUCUGGGGUGCGACAACUAGAAAUCAUGUGCUGCUUUGGAUGCAUGUCAGUUUUGGCAAACUACUUUGUCUUUAUGACAUUUUUUCCAGCUUGUGUCUCCCUUGUAUUGGAGCUUUCCCGAGAAAGCCGUGAGGGUCGUCCAAUUUGGCAGCUGGGUCAUUUUGCUCGUGUCUUGGAGGAAGAGGAAGAUAACAAACCCAAUCCUGUAACACAGAGAGUGAAAGUCAUCAUGUCUCUAGGGCUAGUCCUAGUUCAUGCUCAUAGUCGCUGGAUAGCAGAACCAUCUUCACAGGAUAACCCCUUAGAAGUGCCUAAGUCUGGAACAACCAUUGAUGGAAGUAUGCCGAAACGAAUUGAUCCUGGUGUACCACUCUGGCAGUUCUAUCUUUCCAGGAUGGUCAGCAUGGAUAUUGAACAAGUAAUUACUCUUGGUCUAGCACUCUUUCUUGCUAUCAAGUACAUCUUCUUUGAGAAGGCAGAAACUCACUCGUCUUUCUCAUUGGUGGUACAGAAGAAGGAUAUUGAUAACUGCACGAAUAAUACUGGAAUGACCAGAUUCCAAUCAUGUUUAACAGAUGAACCAAUUAAUAAAAAUACAGACCAAGUCAUAAAGCCUAUUGUGUAUUCGAUCCCAAAACCGGUCAAUCGUUCAUCAAAAGCAAAUUUUGUGUUCGGAGACUUCACGCCUCCUAGCUCUUCAUCUUCAGGAACACCUGAAGAACUGGAUAUUGAGUUUCCAUUAGGACCACGAUCAAUUGAAGAAUGCUUGUUCAUACUCCGAAGCCCAGAGAGAGGGGCAAAAUACCUUACUGAUGCUGAGGUAAUCCGUCUGGUGAAUGCCAAACACAUUCCGGCUUACAAACUGGAGACUAUGAUGGAAACUCCAGAACGUGGUGUGUUCAUACGUAGACAAAUCCUGGCUGAAAAACUGCCAGAAACUACUGCACUACAAAUGCUUCCUUACAAGGACUACGAUUACUCACUGGUUAUGGGCACUUGCUGUGAGAAUAUCAUUGGCUAUAUGCCCAUCCCAGUGGGAGUUGCUGGUCCACUUUUCCUGAAUGGGAAGGAGUUCCAAGUGCCCAUGGCAACUACUGAAGGCUGUCUUGUGGCAAGCACUAACCGUGGUUGCAGGGCAAUAUGUCUGGGUGGUGGAGCGCGGAGUCGCGUUUUGGCAGAUGGAAUGACUAGAGGGCCAGUUAUAAUGCUUCCAACUGCAUGUGAGGCAGCAGAAGUGAAAACGUGGCUCGAGACCCCCGAAGGCUUUCAAAUUAUUAAAGAAAUGUUUGACAGCACUAGCAGAUAUGCCCGGCUUCAGAAGCUGCAGAUUGGGCUUGCUGGACGCAAUCUUUAUAUCCGUUUUCAGUCAAAGACUGGGGAUGCCAUGGGCAUGAACAUGAUCUCAAAGGGCACAGAAAAGGCUCUCUCCAGGUUGCAGGAAGAGUUCCCAUCUUUACGUGUACUAGCAGUCAGUGGCAACUACUGCACAGAUAAGAAACCUGCUGCAAUUAACUGGAUUGAGGGAAGGGGGAAGUCUAUUGUUUGUGAAGCAGUCAUUCCAGCCAAAAUUGUGUGUGAGGUAUUAAAAACUUCUACACAUUCUCUUGUAGAAGUAAAUAUCAACAAAAACCUAGUGGGUUCAGCAAUGGCUGGAAGUCUGGGUGGUUACAAUGCACAUGCUGCAAAUAUUGUUACAGCUAUUUAUAUUGCCUGUGGACAGGAUCCAGCUCAGAAUGUUAGUAGCUCGAAUUGUAUUACAUUAAUGGAAUCAACAGGCCCCAAUAAUGAAGACUUGUAUAUUAGCUGCACCAUGCCAUCAAUUGAGGUUGGAACUGUUGGAGGAGGAACCAACUUACCACCACAGCAAACUUGCCUGCAGAUGCUUGGUGUUCAGGGUGCAAGUCAGGAGUGUCCUGGUGAAAAUGCACGGCAGCUGGCCGAGAUAGUUUGUGGUACAGUAAUGGCAGGUGAGCUGUCUCUCAUGGCAGCCCUGGCAGCUGGACAUUUGGUGAAGAGCCACAUGAUUCACAACAGAUCAAAGGUUAAUCUCCAGGUGCUCCCCAACAGCUCUACGAAGAAAGCAGCUUGAUUAUGAAAGGGAUUCACUAUAAAGACUGGCACUUGUACACUGGAAAGAUGCUUUGGAUUUUUGUUUAGAACUAAGGGACAACUGAGUGUUUUCAUGACUUUUUGAAAUUGCUGGUUUGUACGAUUUUGACCAGUAUAUCUGAAAUGGAGUUGACAUGGUUCCAAAGCAAAGAUACCAAUAUCCAGUAGUGUGCCCAGAAAUCAUAGUGGUACAAAAGAGUAGCCUGCAGAACCUACAAUAAGAAGAAACUGUAAAAUGACCUUGUGAAUGUUUGCUAGUUCUGCUUAAUCAUAUUGUCUUAACUUAUGACAAAGUUUAUUUGUUUUUUUGAUGUUGACAUAGUUUCAAAGCUUGCAAUAACUCAAGUCUUGAGUGAAAGGUUUACUAGAAACAAUUACUGCAAUCUAAUUAAAAACAAAUCCCUGGCUGUGGUUACUGGAGUAAGGUUAAUAUUGCCACAGACUCUCUUUUUGAAAAUUGUUCAUUUUGUGCAAAAGAACAGAUGUUGUACAGUCUUCAAGAGAAGUUCAAAAGUAGGUAAGAGUUAGUACAUGUAAAUCUCUGGAGAAGUCAAAAUGCCUAUACUGAGUUUUAGCACACUUUGAAUUCAAACAAUUAACUUUAGCCAAAAAUACUUCAUCUACUUCACUGCUUGAAUCAGAUAAAACUAAAUCAAUUUUCAAAAUUUGGUAAAGUUCAUGAUAUGAAUAAGCCUUUUGGUGUGAAUAUUAUUCUGCUGAUAAUUGACCUGGAAUUUCCUGACUGACCCUUUGUCUCAAACAGAAACCUCCUUAACCACUUUUGUGCUGUUUUAAGUCCUCUAAUAGUAUGAAUUGACCAGUUGUGACCAAGCUGGAUUUUUGUCAGAUGUUUAACCACAACUGAACCUAUAAUUGUCUGUCUUUUCUGUACUGUACAUCAUGACAAACUUAAGAUUUUGAAGGUUUUAUUUAUGGCUGUGAAUUUCAUGACCCUUACCUAUAUAUUGUAUUCGAACGUGUGAAGCUGGUACUUGAUUCCUGGCCAGUUGUUACAAAGAGUUUGUUCAUUCAUCCAAAGUUAAAUUAUUUUAAUUUUUACUCUUAUUACAUUGCGAUUAGAGUUAAAGGUAUGCACACAAUUAAGGCUGUCUUCUUUCAGGCAGAUACAUUUUUUUAAAGUUUUAAAUUUCAGAUACAACCAUAUCACUUAUCUACCCCAGAAGUAGAUAAAGAUAGAUAUUCCAGUUUGUAUGCUUAGGAGGGAGUGAACACUACCCUGGUUUGUCCCUUUUUGUUAGGGAAUCUAUUUCUACUGGGCACAUAUCUGCUUUACUAGUAGUUUCAAACAGGAAGUAAAUGUAGAUUGUUUAUUCUAAUCUUUCACCUGCAGUUUUAGGGUGUUCUGCAAUAUUGUUGCUUAAGAUGGAUGGGUCAUUGACAUUAUGGCCUUCUAUGCAACAGACAUUAAUAAUGAUUUUACAAAGCAAAGACUAAAAAUUCAACUGACAUGGAAAAUGCAUCUAUAACCAACAGUGCUGUUAAGCCAGGGUAAAAUAAGUUUUCAAUCAAGAAAUAUUUUUCAUUGUUUGACUUAUACACUACUCCAAAAAUCAAUGCAGCUUGAACAGCAUACAAUUGGAAACAUUUGUCAAGUUUGUUAUUCUUUCUGCCUUAGCAAAUGUAAACACCAAUUUUUUUCAUACUUUCCUGAGCUAUGUUUUUGAAUGGUAUGUUGGGCCGUUUGUGUAGCAGUGUCCUUAUCCCUGUAUCAAGAGGGCUGGGUUCAAGUUGCACCAGGUGUGUAACAGCUGAAGAGGUUGAUUCAAAAAAAAUAUGUAAAUGACUGUUUAGAGAGGCCCAAGACUUUAUAUGCUUGAAAGUAUCAAAACAAAAACUGUACUGUGAUGUAUUGAAGUGUCAAAAAGUAAUGGUUUUUGCUAAUGAAAAGCAGAUUGGAAGCAACUACCAGUAUACCAAUUCUAGUAAAAAUGUUUACAAUGUGAAAAAUUCAUUAAAUACAUUUUUGUAAAA
Molecule: messenger RNA, 4795 nt
Organism: Hemiscyllium ocellatum (epaulette shark)
Lineage: Eukaryota; Metazoa; Chordata; Chondrichthyes; Orectolobiformes; Hemiscylliidae
Gene: hmgcra
Product: 3-hydroxy-3-methylglutaryl-CoA reductase a
Exons: 20
Coding region: 144-2783 (879 amino acids)
Biological process (GO): coenzyme A metabolic process; isoprenoid biosynthetic process; sterol biosynthetic process
Cellular component (GO): endoplasmic reticulum membrane; peroxisomal membrane
Molecular function (GO): NADP binding; hydroxymethylglutaryl-CoA reductase (NADPH) activity; protein binding
Source: RefSeq, a predicted model, not a curated record